Aspergillus puulaauensis is the source of this 1764-nucleotide messenger RNA. RefSeq lists its product as uncharacterized. The coding region runs from base 1 to 1764 and encodes 587 amino acids. The transcript has a single exon. NCBI's taxonomy places the organism in Eukaryota, Fungi, Ascomycota, Eurotiomycetes, Eurotiales, Aspergillaceae. The record is from RefSeq and is a predicted model, not a curated record.
AUGGACCGUGGUCUGACAUUUUCGAAAAGAUAUCCUCCGGAGUUAACCCGCAUGAUGGACGAUCAGGAGUAUGGCGAGUCCUUCGAGGUCAGGGAUCGCGCGAUGUACCAGAAGAUGUGUUCUGGUUUGAAACCUUAUAUCGAUAACGGCGCGAUUACUCCCAGGGCAACUGCCGAGUUGGUUAUGCAACGGCAGCUCUAUGUGCUACAGUCGUUCAAUAUUCUCGUAGAGGAUAUUCUUGAUCUGGGGUCCACGUCUAGGACCACAACUGCGUCGAAGAAAAAGCCACGCAAGGGAGCGAACCAAGCGCAAUCCGCUUCCGCAAAGCCGCAGAAGCUGCCCUUAUCGGAGAUUCUUGUUCAGGCUCAGGACCAGAAGUCUGCUGCUAUUGAAUACCUCGAUUCGCUUCGUACUGAGCCUGCGUUCCUUGCUCCGAUUGUCAACAUGUGGUUUAUGAGUCGCCCUGAACUGUUGCCUGAUGAAAAGGGCCGCAGACUGCCUCUCUACACUGACAAGUAUAAGAGUGUUGCUUUUUUCGAAGUCAUACACUCUUCGAUUGUUGGUGCCGUGGUCUGGGAGUAUGCAUGCCGUUUACUGCAAGGCUUGGUAGAGAAGCCUAACGACAAGACGUACGGCGCAAUUGUCCUUCAGGAACUGUCGAACAUAUGCCAAUUUGAAUAUAGCAGAGUGCAGAAAACUCUCAAGCGGUAUGUCCAGACAUGCUCGGGGUCGAAAUACUUCAAACGAUCCUCCGGUGGCGGCCGCAACGCAGCAACCCGUGUAGUGAUGACCGUCAAGCCGGACUCCCUGGCCCAGGAGGAUCCGCUGCUACAAUACAUCCUGACCCUCACGGAACCCAAGACGGACGCGCUGAAAGCGAUUCCGUGGAUACAGAAGUUGGAUGAUCUUCGCAAUCACCCAACCCAGGUGAGCGAGCUCAUGGAGGCAGAAUCCGAGGCCCUCGCAGACGUUUCCAUUACUGCGGCUUUUAUUCAGUCUCUGGCAACAUCUGUUCCCUUGCCGCCGCCAAACAGCAAAAAGGGACAGGCCUAUCUGCCGAAGAUCAAGGCACUGAUCAACGAGGUUGAACAGCUCUCCGAUGAUAUUGAUCUGAGCGAGUAUGUUGCUCCGAUUGAUCAUCUUCUGGAACCGGGCCUCGCCGGGAAAGCUCUGGCCUCAUUGGACAAAUACAUAGUCGACAAAGCAGGCGCUAGCAUAGGGCUGCUCUAUGACGGCCUUGCUGAGGAAGCCAUGAUAUCUGUUCAAGCUCAGUACACAGAGUCGGAAGAAGCACUUGAAAAGGAGUUUGACGCCAAGUUGUCAAUCGCGCAGCCACCAACCCCCGCACUUAUUGUCCAGCAACGCCGCGAAAAAGCAAAGACCCGUCCUGCGCACUCUUCGGUAUAUAGUAUCACUCCUACCAAGUCCAACGCUGCGGAGCCGGAAAGCAAAGACCCGACACCCGUACACAAGGUCAAGCAGGCCACAUUUGACGUCUUCGCGACGCUGUUUUCGAAGGCAGAAUCGAAAGGCUCCAUCCCCUGGGCGGCAUUUCAGUCGGCCAUGACCGACUUGAAGUUCUCCAAGGUUCCUCGAUUCGGUUCUGUGUUCACUUUCGUCCCGCCCGAAAACUUUUCACCACCCAGGCCGUUUACCAUUCAUCGUCCUCACCAGUCGCGCAUCGAGGGGUAUAAGUUGAUAUAUUUUGCUAACCGGCUGAAGAGGAUAUAUGGAUGGGGAGAGGAAACAUUUACCGUUGGCUAA